This is a messenger RNA of Miscanthus lutarioriparius, 3162 nucleotides long. The record is from the annotation of a GenBank genome assembly. NCBI's taxonomy places the organism in Eukaryota, Viridiplantae, Streptophyta, Magnoliopsida, Poales, Poaceae.
AUGACAUCGUCAAACUGCGAUGAAAUCAUCAACAACCUGCCUGCCUUGUCAUCCGCAACUCCAUCCUUGCCGCCGCCUCCGCCUCCUCCAGUCCUCCUCCUGCGCUCUGCUUCACUGGUGGUAGGGACUAGGGAGUGCAGCAGAUCCCGUGGCCGUGGCCUGGCCCGAUCCCUUCCCUGCUCGUAUCCAACCUUGCCAUCGUGCUCUCCGAAGAGGACUUCCUCAGUAAAGAAUUGCUUUAGCAACACUUACAAUUUAAGGAAAGAGGGUUCACGUUGGAUACGAUCCGAGCCCCCCUUGUCACUAAAUAGGGCAAAGUUUGUUGGCAAGAGGACAUCUUGUUCUGUUGCAACAGAGCCGCCUCCUGCUGCCACUGAAGAACCAGACAUGGAUGCCCCCAAGGAGAUAUUCUUGAAAGAUUACAAGGCACCUGAUUAUUAUUUUGACACGGUGGAUUUGCAAUUUCAACUUGGUGAAGAAAAGACCAUAGUUACAUCUAAAAUAGUUGUAUCACCUGGAGUUGAAGCUGGCAUCUCAGCUCCACUAGUUCUUCAUGGGCGUGACCUCAAGCUGUUAUCAAUCAAAGUCAAUGGCACUGAAUUAAAGGGUGAAGAGUAUAAAGUCAAUUCUCGCCAUCUGACACUUUCAACACCACCUGCUGGCGUAUUCAACUUGGAAAUUGUUACAGAAAUAUAUCCUCAGCUAAACACAUCAUUGGAGGGGCUGUACAAGUCUACUGGUAACUUCUGCACUCAGUGUGAAGCAGAAGGGUUUCGGAAGAUUACCUUCUUUCAGGAUCGCCCGGAUGUUAUGGCAAAAUAUACUUGCCGUAUUGAAGCUGAUAAAACUUUGUAUCCGGUAUUAUUGUCCAAUGGGAAUCUUAUUGAGCAGGGAGACCUUGAGGGUGGAAAGCAUUAUGCACUGUGGGAGGAUCCCUUCAAGAAACCAAGCUACCUGUUUGCUCUAGUUGCUGGUCAACUGGGAUGCCGGGAGGAUUCGUUUGUUACAUGCUCCGGCCGCAACGUAACACUAAAAAUUUGGACUCCUGCCCAAGAUUUACCAAAAACAGCACAUGCUAUGUAUUCUCUCAAAGCAGCAAUGAAGUGGGAUGAGGAGGUCUUUGGUCUGGAGUAUGAUCUUGAUUUAUUCAACAUUGUUGUUGUCCCUGAUUUCAAUAUGGGAGCAAUGGAAAACAAGAGCUUGAAUAUAUUUCAAUCUAGACUUGUAUUGGCAUCACCAGAGACUGCCACUGAUGGUGAUUAUGCUGCAAUUUUGGGUGUUGUUGGUCAUGAGUAUUUCCACAACUGGACUGGGAAUAGAGUAACUUGCCGUGAUUGGUUCCAGCUAACCCUGAAAGAAGGACUGACCGUUUUCAGGGAUCAGGAGUUCUCUUCGGAUCUUGGCUGUCGCACAGUAAAACGAAUUGCUGAUGUCUCCAAACUCAGAAUCUAUCAAUUCCCACAGGACGCUGGGCCUAUGGCACAUCCUAUCCGCCCCCAUUCCUAUAUCAAGAUGGACAACUUCUAUACUGUGAGAUGCACAAAACAUCAACUGAUUUAUUAUCCAUCCCCUGUUGAACCAUUGAAACCUUAUCUGAUGAAUCUACCCCUGGUGACUUUGAUUAUGAAUAACUUGGCAGUGACGGUUUACGAGAAGGGUGCUGAAGUUGUCAGAAUGUACAAGACCAUGUUUGGAGCAUCAGGGUUUCGAAAGGGCAUGGAUCUUUAUUUCCAAAGGCAUGAUGGGCAAGCUGUCACUUGUGAAGACUUCUAUGCAGCCAUGUGUGAUGCAAAUAAUGCACAACUGCCAAACUUUUUACAAUGGUACUCUCAAGCAGGUACGCCUAUAGUCAAGGUGGCAUCUUCAUAUGAUCCUAGUUCUCAGACAUUCUCUUUGAAAUUUAGCCAAGAAGUACCACCCACUCCUGGCCAACCAGUUAAGGAGCCUAUGUUCAUACCUGCUGCUAUUGGACUUGUUGACUCUACUGGAAAAGAUGUGCCCCUCACUUCCGUUUACAGUGAUGGAACUCUCCAAACACUCUCUGCUGAUGGCCAGCCAGUCUUCACAACUGUGCUUCAGUUUAAAAAGAAGGAAGAAGAGUUUAUAUUUAAAAACAUUCCCGAGAGGCCAGUUCCUUCUUUGUUGAGGGGAUAUAGUGCUCCUGUCCGUCUAGAUUCCGAUCUGAGUGAGAGUGACCUAUUUUUCUUGCUUGCCAAUGACUCAGAUGAAUUUAACAGAUGGGAAGCUGGCCAAGUUUUGGCACGUAAGCUGAUGCUCAGUCUCGUAGCUGACUUCCAGCAACAGAAAACACUGGUCCUAAAUCCAAAAUUUGUUGAUGGGAUUAGAUCAAUUCUGCGCAACACAAGCUUGGAUAAGGAAUUUAUUGCGAAAGCAAUAACUUUGCCUGGUCAAGGGGAGAUUAUGGAUAUGAUGGAAGUUGCAGAUCCUGAUGCAGUUCAUGCUGUCCGUAACUUUAUUAAGAAGGAGCUUGCCUUGCAACUUAAAGAUGAUCUUCUUGCAGCUGUGAAAAGCAACAGGAGUUCUGAGGCUUACACAUUUGACCAUGAUAGUAUGGCUCGCCGUGCAUUGAAAAAUACAUGCCUUGCAUACCUUGCCUCAUUGAAUGAGCCAGAUUUCACUGAGCUUGCACUGCAUGAGUACAAGUCUGCGACUAACAUGACAGAACAGUUUGCUGCAUUAGCAGCAUUAUCCCAAAAUCCAGGCCAAGUUCGUGAUGAUGCCCUCUUGGAUUUCUAUAACAAGUGGCAGGAUGACUACUUGGUUGUAAGCAAGUGGUUUGCUCUUCAAGCUACUUCAGAGAUUCCUGGAAAUGUUGCAAAUGUUCAGAAGUUGCUGUCUCACCCUGCUUUCGACAUGAGGAAUCCCAACAAGGUGUACUCGCUAAUUGGAGGAUUCUGUGGAUCACCUGUGAACUUCCAUGCGAAAGAUGGUUCUGGGUACAAGUUCUUGGGUGAAAUUGUUUUGCAGCUUGACAAGAUAAACCCUCAGGUGGCCUCCCGCAUGGUUUCAGCAUUUUCUCGGUGGAGGCGAUAUGACAAGACCAGACAAGAUCUUGCCAAGGCCCAGCUGGAGAUGAUCGUGUCAGCCAAUGGACUCUCCGAAAACGUGUACGAGAUUGCUUCAAAAAGCUUGGCGGAUUAG